AUGCAGAACCUAGAGCUGAGAUCAGAUUAUGUGGACGGGAAGCCUUCGGAGAGUCUGAAGCGGGAGUCCCACAAGAUCCAGUUACAGUUUGACAACAGUCUCACCUUGAGUGAGGGCCAGAGGGAGGUCCAGCCUUGUCUAGCGUUUCUCUUCCCCAGUGUGUCCAAGAACCCCAGUGGCCGCUACAGGUACCUGGCGGUGUUCCCAGAGAGCCCGGGCAGAGGGACGCUCCCAAGCCCCGCCCCCGCCCGGGCAGUCGAGCCCACCUCCCCUGCCGGCGACUGCGCUCUGGGGCCCGCGCGCCCCUCCCGCACCGGAGACCAGCGAGGAGGCUGCCCCGGGGGCUCGGGCUCCGACCUCCCUACCCCCGCCCCCGCGCCCACCGCCGCUGCCCGCCGGGCGUCCCAGCCCUUCCGCUGCGAGAGGUGCAGCCGGAGGCUGGGUUGUGGCCUCCAGGCCCUGGUGGAUGAUACUGAGGAUGUGUCCUUGGACUUUGGCAACGAGGAGGAGCUGGCAUUUCGGAAAGCCAAGAUCAGGCACCCGGUGGCCACGUUUUUCCACCUGUUUUUCCGCGUGAGUGCCAUCGUCACCUAUGUGGGCUGCGACUGGUUCAGCAAGAGCUUCGUGGGCUGCUUCGUCACUGUUCUGCUCCUCCUGUCCUUUGACUUCUGGUCUGUGAAGAAUGUAACUGGACGACUCAUGGUAGGCCUUCGCUGGUGGAACCAGAUUGAUGAAGACGGGAAAAGCCACUGGAUUUUUGAAGCCAGAAAGGUCUCUCCAGACAUGGUGGCUGCCACGGAGGCGGAAGCACGGGUCUUCUGGCUCGGCCUCAUCGUCUGUCCCAUGAUUUGGAUCGUGUUCUUUUUUAGCUCCUUAUUUUCCUUGAAGCUCAAGUGGCUGGCCCUCGUGAUAGCUGGGAUCUCUCUCCAAGCCGCCAACCUGUAUGGCUACGUCCUGUGUAAGAUGGGAGGCGAGAGCGACGUCAGCAAAAUCACAGCCACUUUUCUGUCCCAGACGGUGUUCCAGACGGCCUGUCCCAGCGACUUUCAGAAGCCUGGCCUCGAGGGGCUGGAGAUUCACAAGCAUUAG
Messenger RNA from Budorcas taxicolor (takin), 1089 nucleotides. It is a transcript of the gene TVP23A, whose product is annotated as trans-golgi network vesicle protein 23 homolog A. Bases 1 to 1089 code for a protein of 362 amino acids. The record is from RefSeq and is a predicted model, not a curated record. Gene Ontology annotation, cellular component: Golgi membrane. The transcript has 9 exons. Gene Ontology annotation, biological process: vesicle-mediated transport; protein secretion. NCBI's taxonomy places the organism in Eukaryota, Metazoa, Chordata, Mammalia, Artiodactyla, Bovidae.